Molecule: messenger RNA, 1335 nt
Organism: Aspergillus welwitschiae
Lineage: Eukaryota; Fungi; Ascomycota; Eurotiomycetes; Eurotiales; Aspergillaceae
Product: tRNA-specific adenosine deaminase
Exons: 1
Coding region: 1-1335 (444 amino acids)
Biological process (GO): tRNA wobble adenosine to inosine editing
Molecular function (GO): tRNA-specific adenosine-37 deaminase activity; RNA binding
Source: RefSeq, a predicted model, not a curated record
AUGUAUCAAGUAAAUACUAAAGCAUCCAGCUCCGGCGCGAAGUGCCUCCCUACCACGCAACUGCCAACCAGCACCGGUCUGGUCCUCCACGACUGGCACGCCGAGAUCCUGGCCCUCCGCGCAUUCAAUUACUGGCUGUUGAGUGAGAUCCGCGCAUUGAUAGAUCAUGAGAAUCAACAAUCUUCAUCACCUUCUACACCCAAGCCCUCACCCUUCAUCCGCCGUCGCCAACCCCCCAACAACAACCCACCCUUCGAACUCGACCCCUCCCUAAAGAUCUACCUCUACUGCACCACCGCCCCCUGCGGCGACGCAAGCAUGGAACUCACCAUGGCAGCGCAAGAAGACCCCACUCCAUGGGAGAUAUCCCCCUCAGAAGAAGAAGAGGCCGGUCUCCUCUCCGGCCGCGCCAACUUCUCCCAGUUAGGUAUUGUCCGCCGCAAGCCCGCGCGCGCAGACGCCCCAUCCACGAAAAGCAAGUCCUGCUCGGACAAGCUUGCCCUGCGGCAGGUGUCGUCUCUCUUGUCCAGGGGAAUGAGUCUGCUAGUGGCUGUCACGGAGAAUGCGUAUCUGGCGGGCGUGGUGAUGCCCCGCGAAGAGGUGAGUGAGACGGGGUGUGUGAGGGCUUGGGGGGCUGAUGGGAGGAUGGGCCCUUUGUUAUCGAGGUUUGAAGAAGGAGGAGGGGGUGGGUACGGGUAUCAUCCGUUUAAGGUUCUCUCUGUCGAUACGGAGGUCGUGGAGGAGUUGUGGGCGUUUGGCAAACCGAAGAGCAAGGAGGCCGGGAUGAAGUGUAAGCCGGGGAAUAUUUCUGCUGUUUGGACGGCUGCACCGGUUCUUGGGGGUGCUUCUGGUGGUGGGGUGGAUCGCUAUGCGGCGGAGAAUGGGGCGAAGCAGUUGGCUAAAUUGAGUGGUUCGUGGACUGGGUUGUAUGAGACGAUCAUAGGUGGUAUGAAGCAGGGGUAUAAGGCGUCGGUGCCGGUGGGGAAGGGCGCGUCGGCGCUGUCGAGGGCGAAGAUGUGGGGGGCGUUGAGGGGGUUGUUGGAUGGUGGUGAUGGUGUUGGUGAUGGUGUUGGUGAUGGUGUUGGUGAUGGUUCUGCGGGAGAGGGACAGCAGGUGGUUAGGGCGGCAUCGUAUAAGGAGUUUAAGAGGGCUGCGCUGGAGACGCCUGCAGGCAAGGCGCGGGAACGGGCUAUGCUGGAGGCCAAGAAGGUGCUGCUGCCGUGGGUGCCGAAUAAUGGGGAUGAUGAAUGGGGCUUGGAGGUGUUGGUGGAUAAUAAGGGGAAGAAGAGAAAGCGUGAUGACAUUAAAAAGAGUAAAGAUGUCCAAUCUAGCUAA